AUGCCUGGGGUCAUGACGAUGGUCAAAUCUCGCACUGCGCCUACCGAAGAGGCCAUUUCAUUCCCGGUUUUGACAUACAGCGAUGCCGCGCCACGAUCCGAUCUUUGCGAUAUCAACGAAAGAGCCAAGCUUCAAGAGAAUCAACAAAGUCUCGCCCAGUUCGAAUUCCCUCGGCCCAGUUCUGGAGAUGGACGAUCAAGAAGAAAGCCGCCCCCGGGUACCGUUGCGACCUUUGAUUUUAGAGUAACAGCGCCUCCGGAUGAAGUGGUUCCUUCGCACGCCAUGUGGGACCGCAGUCCUAUCGGAGUUGGCAUUGCACUGGGUAGUCCAGGCAUGUUUGAUUCGAAGGAUAAUCUACCCCCGCCGCGUUUCAAUACGUCGGUCUUUACGGAUCAGCAAAAGGAACAGCCGCUGCAGUCACAGUCACUCCGGAAGGCAAGCAAAUGGAAGAAGAUUGGAGGUUUAUUCAGGGCCAAAAGUGCACUUGCAUCUCCGACACGACCAAGACCACCUCCAAUAGCAUUGCCCAACCAUGCCGCCGCGAUGGAUAAACAGACAACCCAGAAAGCCGGGACUGAGGAAUGGCCGCGCAUCGAGUCAGAUCCCAAGUAUUCAACGACUAAAACUACUUCUACGCCAUCGCGCAGCCGCAAAUUUUCUUUAUCCAAUAAAAAGUCUCCAAAGGAAAGCAAUGGAGAUCUCGGACCUCGAUUGGAGAUUGAUAUUCCCGACGUCCAAAUGGAAAGGUACAGUGUGAUGUUCAGCAAUGUGAUGAAUAAGAAUCAGAGACCCUCUCUGCUGGCCAGGAGGAGCAAAACACUUGACAGCGUCCAAGUUCCGCACAACUCGGAUUUCCUCGCUGCCAAAGUACCACCGGUUCCCCAACGCCGAGCAACUUCACCAGCACGUUCGAGCUUUACACUUUUUCCCACUUCACAACCGUCAAAGGCCGCUCAAAUCCUCGGAACUCAGAAUUUCUCCCGUGGCCCGAGCCCUUUGCUUCGAUCGAAUACACUCCCUGUAGAGAGUCCAUCUCAAGCAUCGCCGAUGGAACCCCCUCGAGCAAUCCAUAAUAAUAAUAGCGUCUCGUCGUUCGAAUCGUUGCCCAUCGCCAAUGUCUUUCAACGUUCACAUACCCCGCGCUCAUCCACAGCAUCUUCUCGCUAUGACGACAAACCAUUGCCUGCUAUCAAGCCCGAGCCGGAGACCGAGCCUUCAUCCGAAGAGACAACAGCCAUCGAAGCCUCAAUCCCGAUCUCAAUCCCCAGCACCGGUCCCGGCACCAAGAGCUCAACAGAUCCCAAGACAAAGGUCUUCGCCGCUCAAAAAUGA
Messenger RNA from Penicillium waksmanii, 1332 nucleotides. RefSeq lists its product as uncharacterized. The transcript has 3 exons. Lineage: Eukaryota; Fungi; Ascomycota; Eurotiomycetes; Eurotiales; Aspergillaceae. The record is from RefSeq and is a predicted model, not a curated record. Bases 1 to 1332 code for a protein of 443 amino acids.